Molecule: messenger RNA, 296 nt
Organism: Microdochium trichocladiopsis
Lineage: Eukaryota; Fungi; Ascomycota; Sordariomycetes; Xylariales; Microdochiaceae
Exons: 1
Source: RefSeq, a predicted model, not a curated record
GCUCGGUCGCCUGCAUCGCAGCUGCGUCUUGUUGUCUUCCUUCCACGCGAUGCGCCGCGCCCUUCUCGAAGCGUGCGAGCGUGCAGAUCGGCCCCCGCCCGGCCGGCUAUCGCUUCCGAGCCGUCACUCCCCAGCACCCGUCUUCACACCAGCCAGAGCGGAGGUCUCGACAAAGCUUGCAGUCGUGCCCCUUGGAGUCACAUCUUUCUCCUGGUCUGCAUCAUUGCUCCGGGUUGCGUUUUCAUAGCAGUCCUCAUAACGUUCCAAUCUCUCAUGUACCGUCACGGCCUCUGUAG